Closterium sp. NIES-65 is the source of this 1062-nucleotide messenger RNA. Lineage: Eukaryota; Viridiplantae; Streptophyta; Zygnematophyceae; Desmidiales; Closteriaceae. The record is from the annotation of a GenBank genome assembly.
AUGCCACUUCACCCGCGUUUUCCGCCAGCUGCUGACGUGGCAAAGGAGUUCAAAGAGCAAGUUCAGCUGCUUCAAGACCAGGUAAGUACCACAUACUGGGGAGAUGACACAAAACAAGACCAGGAGCUUACCACCUGCGCUUCCUCUACUCGUGACUCUUCCUCGCGUGAUUUUUAUCCCUCUCACUCCCCCUUUUCCUCUCUCCCCUCCCUGUCUACCUGUUCCUCUCUCCACAUUCCUCUCUCCCCUCCGUUGUCUGCUCUCCCCUCUCUCCCCUCUUUCCUCUUCCCUCCCCUCGCCUCUUUCCUAUUCUCCGUGUCCACCUUUCCCGACGCAGGAAGAGCAGCGGCGGCAGCAGCGGCGGUGAUGCUUCUGGCAUCAAGGGACCAAGCGUUGCUGCUACUGCCCUCUGCGGUACCGCCUCUCAUCAGCCUCCUCACAUCGUCAUCAGACAUGCACGUGCGGCGCAAUGCACUGGCGGCCCUCACGGCCCUCAUGUCUCGCUCGCAGAACCUGCACUCUACAGUCGCCAACACGCCAGGCAUAGGAGCGUUGGUGGUGGGAGCACUGAAGGAGGAGGUGGGGUUGCGCAUCAACGCUGCUGCCUUCCUCUCCAACCUCGCGCUAGAUGCGGAGGGAGUGAGUGUCAUCACAUCAAGUGCGGGCCAGGAGGCGCUUGCAACUGCUCUCCAAGCGACUGACAACACCGACCAGAGCAGGGAGGCACUGGUGGAUGCCAUGUGUGCCAUAGCAUCCUCCUCCAAAGAAGCAGCAGCUCUCCUUGUCGCCAAGGGUGCAUUGGAGCCGGUAGCAGCUCUGCUGCCCGCGCCACACUCCUCUGAAGUGCACGUGCGAGCUCUCAUUGCCAUCGGCGUGCUGCUACCCGCCAGCCCUGAUGCGCCAUCGCGUCUGGCAUCUGUCCAAGGAGCACUCCCCUCCCUGCCAGCUCUUGCCAGGUCAGAUGACCAGGAUGUGCGCGUCAUUGCUGCCGAUCUCUUCACGACAAUUGCAAAGCACACAGAACUACGACCUCUGCUCGAGCAACAACUACGAGCCAAGUAG